UUGGGAUUUUCCUCUGCCCUUUCCCUGCUCUGAUUGCAGGGCCGGUUCCUGGCCACCUACGGGUACAGCGGGCACAGCUACGGGCUGGCACGGGGCACGCUGGAAUCCAUCGCCAGGGAGGGGCUGGCAACCUGUGUGCACAUGGAGAUCGAGGGCGUGCGCAGCCUGAAGCGCACCCACUUCCGGCCCCGGUGCAUCCUGGUGGUGCCCAAGGACAAGGAGAAGUACGGGGAGCACCUGAGGAGGACGGGGCUCUUCACCAGGCCCGAGAUGGACGAGGCCGUGGCCAGGGUGGACAUGUACCUGCAGGAGUGCCAGGAGUGCCCCGGCUUCUUCGAUGCCAUCAUUAACACCGGUCAGUUAAUUGCUCAUUAAUAGAAAUGACACCUC
Zonotrichia albicollis (white-throated sparrow) is the source of this 390-nucleotide messenger RNA. The record is from RefSeq and is a predicted model, not a curated record. Lineage: Eukaryota; Metazoa; Chordata; Aves; Passeriformes; Passerellidae.